AUGCAGCCGAGAAGUUUCCUAACAGCCGCUCGCCCACGAGAGCUCACUGGCGAAUCCGCGGGUUACCUGGGCGGCCCGCCGUGGCAGAGAUCGAGGACGGGAGAUAAGGGCUGUGUAAGUUACACCACCUGCGCCUGGCUGCGGUGUGUAGGGCCCGCGGUAGCAGUUAAUAGCGGUACAGGUUUCGACAGCUCCGUGGUCGCUGCGGUCAUUUGGUAUAUAGAAACGAGAACGGCUGUUCGGGGUAUCCCCAAUAGAAGGAGUGGAUUAAGAAUUUGGUCUCAAACCCAGGAUCUAGAUUUGACAUUGGGUAUUGCAGAACGAUGCAUCCUUUGUCGUAUAAUCUCAAAAGUGACUCAGUGGUUCCGGUACAGAUAUUUCCGACUGCUGCCUCCAUGGAGUCGAGACCGUUUACACCGACGGAGAAGAGCAACGAACCAGCCUGCAGUCGUAUUGUCCUAUCGAACAAUCGGAACGGUAAAUAAUCGAUACGGCGUGAAAUGGAGAAACGUUACGUACUCCACAUGUCGGGGAGCCUCUAGCAGUGAUGAUGUCUUCAGCGGGGUAAUGGCUGUCUCUACCACUUCCUUCUCUGCAACACCUGGGAUAAUUGUAAUUGGCGCUGUUGCUCUAAAGUAUAUUUGUGGUCUGCUCUUUGGAACCUCAGCUUUCGCUUUGCCAUCAGCUUAG
Nezara viridula (southern green stink bug) is the source of this 690-nucleotide messenger RNA. The record is from the annotation of a GenBank genome assembly. Lineage: Eukaryota; Metazoa; Arthropoda; Insecta; Hemiptera; Pentatomidae.